This is a messenger RNA of Clupea harengus (Atlantic herring), 6345 nucleotides long. RefSeq names its product phosphoinositide-3-kinase, regulatory subunit 1 (alpha) (gene pik3r1). Gene Ontology annotation, cellular component: phosphatidylinositol 3-kinase complex. Lineage: Eukaryota; Metazoa; Chordata; Actinopteri; Clupeiformes; Clupeidae. Gene Ontology annotation, biological process: insulin receptor signaling pathway; phosphatidylinositol phosphate biosynthetic process. The record is from RefSeq and is a predicted model, not a curated record. Bases 631 to 2811 code for a protein of 726 amino acids. Gene Ontology annotation, molecular function: 1-phosphatidylinositol-3-kinase regulator activity; protein binding. The transcript has 15 exons.
GAUGGACGUGGCUGUGUCCGACAGUGCCCAGCUUGGAAUAGGUUUGCGCUGCAGUCACGGGCGGAGUCGUCCUGUAAAUCGGUUGCAUGAGCUAUCUAAAAUUACAAUUUAUAUUACUUUUCAACGAUCGGGUACAUUUUCAUACACUACCCUGAGUUAUAGCAAGGAACGAAACAUUCUGUUCUUUUUUUUCGUGCAAGCAGUUGUUUCUUUUUCUACUGGAAGAACCAUCGGAUCUUACAGUACCAUAGCCUUUACGGGAAGGAAGGAAGAUUUUGUCGGGUUAGCUAGCUUUUGACUGGGCCCCAAUCACACAAGUCAGGGGAGCACACGCAUGAACAGUCUGCUUUCACAAAUGGGAUCACUCUGUCUACAGCACCGUGAGGGUGCCGUGGAACACUGCCCCAUUAAUAUGACCUGAAGAAUUUCAUGAGACUAUAUCCAGAACUCCUGAGAAUGAUAUAAGACACUCAACGCUUUUGUUAAGACAUUUACAAAUUGCUGUGUGGUGUGCAUACAAGUUUUGUUUUGUUUUUCUUAAAAAAAAAUCUUUAGUACAGUGAUCCCCGUUUGGAGGGAUUUGUUGUUAUUGUGAAAGAUCAUCUGUGAAAUAGCAAAACUAAUAUCAAGAUGAGUGCCGAUGGAUAUCAGUACCGUGCGCUUUAUGACUAUAAGAAGGAAAGGGAAGAGGACAUUAGUCUGCAUAUAGGGGACAUCUUGAUAGUUAGCAAAGGCGCCUUGUCGGGCCUUGGCUUCGGUGAAGGCAUGGAGGAAAAACCAGAGGAAAUAGGGUGGCUGCCUGGUUUGAACGAAACGACCCAGGAGAAGGGAGACUUUCCUGGAACCUACGUGGAGUUCAUUGGGAAGAAGAGGAUGUCACCUCCAACCCCAAAACCCAGACCUCCCAGGCCUUUACCUGUUGCCCCAAGUCCAACGAAGGCUGACUCGGACAGCGAACAAGCCUCUUCACUGUUGGACCUGACGGAGCAGUUUACGCCGCCAGAAGUGACUCCUCCCCUGCUGCAGCGUCUGAUUGGGGCCAUCGAACGGAAGGGUUUGGACAACCCCACGCUGUAUCGCACCUUCACUGCAGGAGGAGGCCUGGAGGUCAGACAGUGCUUCGACAGCGAUGCCUCCUCAUCCGAGCUGGAUCAGCUUGACCUGCCCAUGCUGUGUGACGGAUUGAGGCGCUACCUGCAGGACCUUCCCCAGCCUGUCAUCCCUGGCGCCGUCUACAGCGAGCUAGUCCACAUUGCCCAAGAGGUGACUAGCCCUGACGAGUGUUCGGUGCGACUGCGGCGCGUGCUGCAGUCCCCAGCGGUGCCCCCUCAACACUGGCUGGCGCUACAGAGCCUGCUGCGCCACCUGGCCCAUGUGUGCCAGGCCUCGGCCCGCAACCUGCUCAGCGCCCGCGCCCUGGGCGAGAUCUUCAGCACGCUGCUCUUCAGGCAGCAGGCUGCCAGCUGUGAACCCUGCCCAGACUCCCACAUAAAGAUCAUCGAAGUCCUGGUCACCAGCGAGUGGGGCGACAGCCAGGCUGCACCAGCCCUACCUCCAAAGCCACCCAAGCCUACCCCUGUAACUAACAACGGUAUGAACAACAACAUGGCACUACAGGAUGCCGAAUGGUACUGGGGAGACAUCUCAAGGGAGGAGGUCAAUGAGAAACUCAGAGACACCCCCGAUGGUACGUUUCUUGUCCGAGAUGCCUCGACCAAGAUGCACGGAGACUACACGCUUACGCUAAGGAAAGGGGGCAACAACAAGCUGAUCAAAAUUUUCCAUCGCGACGGGAAGUACGGCUUUUCGGACCCCCUGACUUUCAACUCUGUGGUUGAGCUUAUCAACCACUACCGGCACGAAUCUCUCGCCCAGUACAACCCUAAACUGGAUGUGAAACUGCUGUAUCCUGUGUCAAAGCACCAACAGGAUCAGGUAGUAAAGGAGGACAACAUCGACGCUGUGGGCAAGAAGCUGUUCGAGUACCACCAGCAGUACCAAGAGAAGAACCGAGAGUACGACAGACUAUACGAGGAGUACACGAGAACAUCACAGGAAAUUCAAAUGAAGAGGACUGCCAUUGAAGCCUUCAACGAGACCAUCAAGAUCUUUGAAGAGCAGUGCCAGACCCAGGAGCGGUACAGCAAGGAGUACAUUGAGAAGUUCCGGCGUGAGGGCAACGAGAAGGAGAUCCAGCGGAUCAUGGUGAACUACGAGAAGCUAAAGUCGCGCAUCAGUGAGAUCGUGGACAGCAAGCGGCGCCUGGAGGAGGACCUCAAGAAGCAGGCGGCCGACUACCGCGAGAUCGACAAGCGCAUGAACAGCAUCAAGCCCGACCUCAUCCAGCUGCGCAAGACCCGGGAUCACUACCUUACGUGGCUUACACAGAAGGGCGUCAGGCAGAAGAAGCUCAACGAAUGGCUGGGCAUCAACAACGACAACAUGGAAGAUCAAUACUCCAUGGUGGACGACGACGAGGACUUGCCACACCACGACGAGCGCUCGUGGAAGCUAGGCAACAUAGUCCGUCCACAGGCCGAGGCCCUUUUGAGGGGAAAGAGGGACGGAACAUUCCUGAUUCGGGAGAGCAGCAAGCCCGGCUGCUACGCCUGCAGCGUGGUUGUGGAAGGUGAGGUCAAGCACUGCGUCAUCAACAAGACGCCCUCGGGCUUCGGUUUCGCAGAGCCCUACAACCUGUACAACUCGCUCAAAGAACUGGUCUUGCACUACCAGCACACGUCUCUCGUCCAGCACAAUGACUCUUUGAAUGUCACGUUAGCGUACCCCGUUUACGCGCAGCAGAGACGAUGAGGACUUCCUCCCCGGGGAAACUUGUCUCCUCUUCCUCCUCCUCUCCUCCUCCUACGCCUCCCCCCUCACACGGCUGCAGGACUUUGGGAAGGGUGUAGGCAUUCUGACGGGAUGGAGAGACGCUUGGCAUGGAACGCAGGACUGAGAUGGAGAGAUGCUUUUUGCCAGGAGGGCUGGUGGACAGAUGGGAGAGGGAGAUGAAAGGGGCUGUAUCUUUUUGCCUUUUUCUUUCCAACCAACUCCCUUUACAGACUUUAACUGGGAAGAAGAGCAAGGGAUAGAGGGAGUAAGUGAGAGAGAGCAAAAGAGACAAAUGGAAUGGAACCCAGAUACACAAACAAAUAUAUAAAUAUCUAUAUAUUACUAUAUCUAAAGAAGAAGAAAAAAACAUUUCAGCCUCUGAGACGUUGAACUGGUGCCGAGUCUGAAUGUAGUUCCCUUUCUUCUUGCGCUCUCUUUUGCCAGAGUGCAGUACCAAGAGGAAACUGUGGAACUCCUUUCCCCUCCUCCUCAUCCUCCUCCUCCUCCCUCACCUCUCAUCACUCUCUCUCUCUCUCUCUCUCUCCAACCUAAAAUGGAGGACAUCGGAGGCCUUUUCCAAAUGGUGCUUGUUCAUUCUAAAGCUUUACCUGCUGGAAUGUCGUUACACAGAUAAACCACCACCGCUGCCCUCCACCUCCUUACCAACCUCCCUGGCACCAUCUGCCUACAGUGGGCUUACAUUUCUAAUGUUUCCUCCGUCUCCUCUGCCUCAUGAGCCCCCCCCCCACCUGCCCCCCACCCUCAACCCCCAGCUCUAUUCAGGUCUCAGUGUGGGUGUGUGCGAGCGUGUGUGUGUGUGUGUGAGUGUGAGUGCGUGCGUGACCGUGGCGUGUACAUUAGUGUCGAUGUGACCAAAACUCACAGUAUCUGAAAGCUAAAUCAUCGUCGGGGUGCUUAACAUUUGUGAUGUUUAAAGAAAUGAAAAAGACUCUAACAAUGGACAGACCAUGGAACAGCUGAAAUAUGUAGCAAGAUGGCACUUUUUUUUCCUCUCUUCUUUGUCCUUUAUUUUUUGGAAAUAAAAAGAGCAUAUAUUCUCAACCUGUUUCUCAAAGAGACUCCUUGGAGGCGUCUGGUCUCGAUGGGAGUGUGAGGCAGUGAGCCCAGCCAGUGGCAUUUUCUCCUGUGAUCCUCAUAGGACAGACUCUGGGCUUGUCACUCACUAACUGACUGGUAGAAACAGUGCAACAGCAACAGCAGCCUGCAAUGGAAACGAAAAAAUCUUUCAUUAUGAUGUACAUACAGUGAAACCUGUGAUGACGACUUACCGUAUUGUACCAAAAAAAAGCUCAGUUCCUUUUUUUUCUCAGUUUAUUCUAAUCUGCUAUGCAAUUCUGUAUCUCUCUCCUCUCAUGUUGCUACCCAUAAUAUAAGCUUGUUUUAUUUGCUUGAAAAAGUAUCGGUAUUUUUGCCCAUGACAAAUAUCUAAGAGGAUAUAUUUAGUGUCAAAAAUGCCAAGAAAGUUAGCCUCAGUUUUCAAACCCUAAAUAAAAAAUAAAUAAAUAAUAAAAAAAAAAGAUUUACUUUUAUUACAGAUGUUUUUAUGAGAAAACAGGUGCACAGAUGGGGAGAAGACAGUUGAGCAAUUUUAUUAGUAUUUUUACUUUGAACUACUGUCCUCCUAGGUAGAUCCUAUGGGGGAUCUUAGUCCUCCUUCAUUUGAAGAAAAGAAGCCAAAUCAACUCAGUUUGGUUUUUCACAUUUUGAUUUUUUCCAACGAAUUGCAGUACACAGUCAUGCAUAGCAUAGCAUAGCAACCCAUGAUUAGUAUAUUCCCACGUUCCCUGACGUGAUUUUUUUAUUUAAUUUUUUUCUCCCAAGAGUUUUAUUUUUUGAUAAUGUUUUUCAUUUUCCACAUGUGAGGGAAGCAGAGAGAAAAAAUGAGUGUUUUGGAAGUGGAAUGGCAGAAAUCGUAACGACAUGUUCAGUUUGGAGACGGGGAAGAAAAAAAGGUUUCCUUCUCAUCCCUUGGUCCAUACAGUAUUUUUUCUGUAUCAGAAAAUUCUUAAUGAGUGUUUACAUGGGUGUGAACGGCCUCAUUUUGACUAGUGCUGAAUGCUUGUGACCAUGCAUCGUUUUCUUGACCUAUGUUUCUGCCAUCAAAAAAAUAAUAAUUCGAAAAUAAAUAAAUAAAUGUACCAAAUUAGCUGCCAACUUGAUAGCACACAUCUUUCUUUUCUACAUGUUUUUCUCUCUCUUCUAUAACAGUAUUUGAAGCUUGAUGACUUGGUGAUUUUGUUCAAGUCUGUAUUACAUAGGGUAUGCCUUCAGUGCAAAUCCUCAAUACACAAAUUAUACGCAGCACUUAACCUGCAGUAUGAACAAGGCUUACAUUGUACUUUGCAUCAGUGAAUAUCAGUAUAAAACAUGCAUUCUUCUGAUUCGUUAAUAGAGUGUUUUGGUUUGUUCCACCAUGUUCUUUAGAUCACUCGUUCUCAUAUUUGAACAAUCACCUAAUUUUUUGUUCUGGCUUAUCAUUGAUCAACAUGUUAUUCUCUAACAUUACACUUCUUUUGUUCCUACUAGGCCUGAUUGCCUUAAAAAUGAUUUAGAUGACUUUAUUUUUAAAAAGGGUCAGUCCUUGUCAGCACCUGUUGCAAAUUUAACCCCUAUGUGUUAAUCCCUACUAGAAACAAUUCUUCAAAGACGUAUAAGUGGAGAAUGAUUUGUAAACAUGUUUUAAUUUCGUUUCUCUUCAUAAUCAGUCUAAUUCUGCCCUUUACUUUUGAAAAAGAAUUUAGGUAGAUGUAGCAAAUAUGUAUUUUUUUCUCUUAAUUUUAUGAAUAGAGGUCGUCAAGUUCAGGUAAACAUCACACCUGCCUUAACUGGUAAAGAGACUUGAGUCAUUGAUUGUCAAUUCCAAAAGGACUGCCUAAAUAGCAGGUGUGAAGUUAACCAUGCCAUCUAAACUACUAUCGAAACGUAAGCAGUGUGACCAUUAGGCUUUUGCUAAAUUUAGUGUGGACUUUUUAUGUUGGAGAGUUGAAAAGUUUUAGAAAGUCAUAACUGAAUGAGCAGCUAUGCUCUGAACUCUCCUAAAAUGACAUGCUUCUCUCCCCCCCCCCCCCCCCCAUUUGUUUAACUGAAAUGAUCAACUUGAGAUUCACAGACCACAUUCAAAGAAAACUAAGUACUGUUUCAAAAAAUCCACUUGUCACUUCCCCUUUAACAUUUGUUAUAUCAUUGUAGUUUUGUCUAAAGGCUUUUGAGGCCUCGGAGUUACUUCACAUAGGUAAAGGUGUUGUUAGUUGUUUUGUGCAUUGUUUCUGAGAAAAUGCGGCACCAUUUUUUCCUCCCCUACUUUUUUUUUUUUUUUCUUUCAGUUUUCCCUUUAAGGCUUUAUGACAUUGGUUUACGGUAAACAUGAGAUGAUUGUGUCAGAAAUAUUGAGAUUAAGAUUUACUGGUGUGUCCCAGUUUUAAAACUGCUUAAAAACCUGUAUGGGCUUUGUGAAAAAAAGAAAUAAAAAAAUGUUUUUAAGAAAAAAAAAAA